CGGAUCGGAAAUUGUACUGGGGUUUUAUGUGUGCGGAGACGCCGCGUGGGGUGUCUGACCCUCGUGGUUCCUUUUCUACUUCAGGAUAAUGGAUUCUACUCGGGCAUCAGAACUCAUAAUUCAAAGAUGCAACUUUCAUUUGUCGAAAGUCAUUUUCAAGACCGAAGAAAUAUAUCUCAAUUGAAAAUUUCAAGCAGAUCCUUUUUCUUCUAUCAGUAAAUUCUGAGAGGCGCUGAGUGACUUUGCAUCAUUAUUUUGCGAAAAAUAUUCGUAGUUUAGUACAAAAAAUUAUAUUGUCAGUAACACCGGGGGAAAAAAAUAUGUUACUAGAACCCAUACUGCUCCACGUGUUUAAAAACCGUGCCAUCAAAUUUUUAUUGCCAAUAUCUUUCGUUCGAAAAUAGUGGAAAAAAAUUGUUUUGAAAUAGAGAUAUUUUUAUUUCAGCAUUUUUUGUUGAAUAUGUCAAGCGUACUGACCCGCCGUGAGACCUUGAGUCCGUAGACUUUUUCUUAUGAUGAUAUGCACGUUCUUAAUUGACGUCCAUCUCCCGUCGUUGCUCAUGAGCGUCUCUAUGAUACCCGGAGACCAUUGACCCCCACCCAACGGAAACCAAAUUUAGCAAUAAUAUCAUUUUUUAAAAAUGGGAAGCCUGUUAACACCGGCUGUCACUUAUUCCUAUCUUAUCACUCGUCUCCGCAUGCACAUAAAUACCCACAAACACCGGUGAAAAUGAAAUAAAAAUUGCAUGCACGGCACACACGCAUACUAUUUACCAACGGCAUACGAGAGAUUUCCGGGUUCCGUCGGACUGUUGACUAUCUCACAUUUCGCCUGCCUCCCCGACAGCUAUUAAAAUUCUAUUAUUCUACCAAUUACUGUAUUUUCGAGGUGAAAAACCACCUGGAGGCUUUUUCCCCCCAAAUUUCCGCUGAUUCUCGGGUGUAAAUUGACGUGCAACUCACCAGGUGACUCGCAGUGGACGGGACAAGCGAAGAAAAUGCCCCCGGGAAACGAGCAGAUUGGAUAAGUGAGGCUUAUAGAGAUGAUAGGAACAAAAAAUUUUGUGAAGAAAAAGACACACAUUGUGAAAUGAACCGAGUGAGAGUGAAAUAAAAGAGAAAGAGAGAGAGAAAAAAGAAAAAGGAAAAGUGCUAUUUUCCAUAAUUUACGAUCAUCUCGAAUGGUUGAAGGGGGAAAAAACGGAAAGCGCGAGCGGCGUCGACGAAAGAGACGAAAGCCCGAGGAGACGCGUCAGAGGAACGCCAAACUGGCGUCUUUAACGCACGAGUCACGGGGGACUCGGACCCGUCGACGCACCAACGGCGGUUCACUCUCGAGUCGCGGUAGUGCAGGGAUGCAGUGCGGCCUUUGCGCCGUACUCGCUGGCCUCUUCAGACGCGCCAUGUGCAUUGCCGGUAGCAGGCGGGGAUCUGGUGAAUCUUGUUAUCAAGAAUUAACCACUGAACAGCAAAUUAUGAUUGAUCAGAAGACAUGCGAGGUGGGAGUGACAAUCACUAGCGCAACCCCGGAGAGAACGGGAUCGUUCACGCACAGAUGUGUACAAGAUGUCAUUCCUGAGACAUCGAGUGCAGAAAUCGCUGUUGAUAGCCCAGAGGAGAAUGCACUGUUCGCCCGAAUUUCUGAAGAGGCUACGCUUCCGUCCUCAGGGGUUUUGCCCCCAGUGCAAUCAGCCCCCGAGGCCGUCGAGGAGGUGGAGACGGAUGUGACACGGCGUUUCUCAACGACAGAACGUCUGUUGAUAGAUAGUUUGGAUAUCGGUGAGGAUCGAAAGAAGCACACUGGCAGAUUUCUCACUAUGUACAAGAGACGACGUAAACGCUUAACAACGAGAUCUCUGAAUCAGGAGCCAGGACUGCUAGACGAUAUUUUUCAUGGACAAGUGCAGUGCAUUUUGCAGAGGGCCGGCCACUGGCGCUUCAACGCUUUCACCCUGGAGACUGUAUCGGGAGGUCGUUCGCUGCCAGUAAUGUGCGUCCACCUGUUUCAAUGGUACGGUCUAUUGCAACAAUUCAAUUUGGACGUAGUCAGGGUGUGGAAGCUAUUCGCCCUUAUUGAGGAGGGCUAUCACAGUACAAAUCCUUAUCACAAUAGCAUACACGCCACUGACGUCACGCAGGCGAUGCAUUGUUUUCUGCAGGAGAACAAAAUAAGGAAAAAUCUCAGUGGUUUAGAGAUUAUGGCCUCUCUAAUAGCCGCCGUCACCCACGAUCUCGAUCAUCCUGGGGUCAACCAGCCGUUCCUAGUCGCAACCAGCAAUCAUUUGGCUACUCUGUACGAGAAUACAUCAGUAUUGGAAAAUCAUCACUGGAGGUCGGCAAUUGCUUGUUUACUCGAGAGCGGUAUUUCCGAGCAGUUGUCACCCGAAAUCCGGCCGGAGCUUCAGCGAUACAUCAGCUCAUUGAUCCUCGCUACUGAUAUCACGAGGCAACAGGAGUUUUUAACUCGUUUUAGGACAUAUCUGGACACAAACAGCCUCGACAUGGAGCGUGCAGAAGACCGCCACUUCAUUCUCCAGAUAUCCCUGAAAUGCGCGGAUAUUUCGAAUCCCUGCCGGCCAUGGGACAUAUCCCGGAAAUGGGCGUACAAAGUGUGCGAAGAAUUCUUCAGACAGGGUGACUACGAACGCCAGCUGAACCUACCGGUGACUCCCCUCUGUGAUCGUUCCUCAAUCAGUAUCCCUAAGAUACAGGUAGGUUUCUUCGAGUUCGUAGUCACACCCCUCUACGAAGAAUGGAAUCGCUUCCUCGGUGAAGGUCUCAGUAUAACACUGAUGAGCCACUUGCUGGUGAAUGGCAAACGGUGGGAAGGCCUGAUCACUCAGGAGAACGCGGAUGAGACGAAAACGGAGAUGUCGGAUCUGGAGGAAGUGCCAAACUCCCCCAGCUCCGAGGAGGAGAUACCGCAAGAAGAGUCGGGAAGCGUUGAAAUACUGACAAUUGAGCUGCCGAGCCAGAGUGCAAACACACGGAUGGAGAGACGUCACUCGGUUCCAAUGCACACAAAUACUCUGGCCCCACCUCCGAGAGUCAUACGACGGGACAGCGUUCCCUGCGCCCACGGCAGAUCAAAGUUACCUCUCCUCAAACUGGAUGACCAGAGCCUCCAUCCCCUGAGUUCGCUGUCUCUGGUGUCUUCGAAGUCCUCACUUCUGGAGACCACCACUAAUAACAGCACAGGUGAGCGUCCAGUCUCGGCGGAGAAUCUUCUUCCGGAGACGAGCAUCGCCAGUAUUACCAGUAACGUCGAGGCCGCUCGACUAUGCACUAUUCUCCAGCCUGAAGUCCAGAAAUCGUCCCAGAGCAAACAACUGACUCGUCAGCAGACUUUCCCACCGCUGCAGCCCUACGUCAGAAUUCGGUACAUGUCGACGACAGUGGAGAUGUCCAAAUGUCUGACGGAGACGCUGAUGGAGGCGGAGUCACCACCUUCGUCGAACUCUACGAGUCCAUCCAGAGAUAGAUCGGCGGGUGGACGCCGAGAGAGGAAAAUCAGUUCGCGAUCUUAUACGGUUGACCACAGCAGGAGGCGGGAGUCAGCAUUUGCUGACUUCAAUCGUUUGAAUGUCGAGUCUGCGAUGACUGGUGAACAACGGCGGAGGCACUCCGUGCAGGGAAUGAAAGGGGAUGAGACUGGCAAGCAUCGCCACAAGCGGCCGUCAUCGGCACAGGAAACCGAUCCAGCUCAGUUCUACGCAAAUUUGACUGGUGGAUCCAGAGCGAGACAAAAGUCCAGUGGAAGUGACUCAAGACCAGUGUCCAGGUCGGACUCAGAGAGACAGUGGAGCCUGGAGGAAUCUGCUGGCGAGGAUCAGGGCUCUGGGGAUCGGUGUAUGCCUCUUGUGGGGAGCGCUUUGGAGAAGAUGAAGGAGGGUGAGAUGAGACGGUUCUCCACACCGGUUACUGAGGUCAAGGUUUCGGGGGAGGGCGGAGCGAGGAGGUUUACCACUAUUCCGGUCACCUCGGAUUUGCCGACACAUAAGGUGUUCUUCAUUGGAAGCCCUCCGGAAUCGCCGCCGAGACUCAAGAGUGUUUCAUCGAGCAGUGACAGUGGAAGUGAACCUAGGAGGAGUAUUGGGGAGACUUCUUGCGAGGGUAGUGUUUUUGUGGGGGGAAAACGGGACUCAGAGGGUGGAAGGCAUAAAGGCGGGAAGAUGAUGAAGAUGAGUGACGAUGGGAGGAUGAAGGAGAACGUCGAUCCCAGGGGGAGUGAGGAGGGAAAAUGCCCGGCAACCAGGCGCACGUCGCAGGGAUGGGCGAGGAGAAGGGGCUCAGCGCCAGUGGGGCUGAUGUCCAGACUCGAUGACGUGUCAGUUACAGUCACCACGAGGAUUGACACUAACGCACGUAGAGGAUCAGUACCUGCUGACAUUACUGACCACCAAACACUCAAAUCGGGGGGGUCAUUUAGAUCGGCAUUGGGACUGAAAAAAGAGAAUUUACCAGUGAUCAGACGAUCGAGUCUUCCACACGAGGCUGCCCUGAGCAGUAUAUUAGGUUUUCAAACGACUGAUGAUAGAGAAAACUUUCCCGCGAAUAACAACAAUAACAACAAUCACGGCAGCAACAAUAAUGCCCCAACAAUUGGUAUGCCGUCACCUCGACGAGGCUCAGUACCAGCCGACAUAUCAGAAUUGCGUCGUGAUUUAUUCGGUCGGAAUAGUGUUAAUGGAAAGACUCGUAAUCGUAAAAAAACACUAAAGAGACGGAGCAGUGGGGGUCCAGAGAUGUUCGCUGGUAAUACCGAUGACAAUGAGAAUGGAAAAUGGAGUGGCUGGAAGAGGGAACUAUCCAAGAGGGACUCAAUACCAGAGCCAAGUGUCAAACGACGUGGCUCACUACCCGUUGAGAUGGUUUCCAUAUCACAUGCUGGCAUUGGUGGAACGAGAAAAUCUAGCCUGUGGAGACUCUAGCAACAAAUGAAAACACCUGGGACAUCUUCGAGUAUCAUCAGCAACGAGUAAUGGCGACACAUUUCUAUUGAUUUUUUUUCUAUCUUUUUGUAUGGAUGGACAGAGAGAUGAAGGACAUGGAAAUGAUCUUCUACCAGUUUCAUUGGUGCAGAGAGUAUAAUCCUAGUGGCGGGAGGGAAUACACGAGCGAUGUUUGCAGCGUGACCUUGAGCCGUCUAACAGUAAAAAGAAGCAUAAAACACGACGUCUCAAUUGUCUUCCUGUUAGUAGGAACGAUGUGCAUGCGCCAAAAUUAAUUUGUGCCAUAAAUAAGUGACCGACAAUGUCCCAAAAUCAAUGCGGCUCAAGUGAAAUUAAGUGAAAAAAAAUUCAAAUUAUUUCAUACGUGCAGAUUUUUCAUUUCCAUUACGUAUACAACACAGGGUUCAUAAUUGACGAUUUUAUUAAUUAAAAAAAAUGAUGCCUAGGUACGGAGAAGGAGAAAAGACUGGUAGCGAAAAAUCGUGGCUGUAGAAGCUAGACGUUAAUGAGCAUAGAUUGAAAUUAAAAUUAAUUUACAAAAGAAACAAAAAUUCAAGUGACAUUUGCUCAUAUCUAAAAACAAGUAACACUUUAAUGGGACAAAAAAAUAGAUGGAAAUGAACAAUAGGAUGGGGAAUUGCACUGAGAGAAAAGUAUUUUCAACAGGAGAGAACAAAUUUUUUUCUCUCAGUCUACACUCAACCCUUCAACGAUCACAAUUGAAGCAAAAAUAUGAUGAAUAAGUGAUGAAGGUAGACAUUCCAACACUGUAUUGAACAAAAAUAUAAUGACUAGAACAAUAAUCGAAAGAAUAAAGUUGAAGGCAACUAAAUGAAGCCAUUAGCAAUGCCGUCACAUCCAUAAUCUCAUACUCAUUGUUGUUGUUACGCAAUAAUUAAGUAAAUAAUCCAGUGAGUUGGUGACCAGUCAACCCCAACAGCUGUUGAUUGGUCGUGAACUGGAUGAGAACAAAUAAUUGACACAUAAGGAAUGUUUGAGUAGUUAGUGAACGUUAGUCUGUAAUAUGAACCUGGGAUAUUCCGAGAAUUCAAUGUGAUCGAGAGCCCCACCAGCGGCAAUGGACUUGCUGAUAUUUUUCUGUGAUUGUACAUCACAUAAGGCGGCUUUUCACGACAAAAUGAGAAACACUUUGAGAAGUCAAUUUUUUUUAUUUGCAAUCACAGAAAAAAAUCAGCAACAUCAUCGAUGAUGGUGACCGCCUCGAGCGCGUCAAUUUCAUACGGAAUUUCCUACCUAGAGAAACCGUAAAAGACAAAUUAAAAUCGCGCGAUGUAUUCAUGUAAUCGUAAUUAUUUAUAACUGGUUAAAUGAACAGGAUUAAUAUGAACGAUAUGAAAAAAAUACUGAAUCAAAAAUAAGGAAAGGGUUGAGUAAUGAUUAAUCAUAAGUACGCUCAUUAAUGGACUAUUGAAUUAAGAUCGUUUACCUCGUGUGCUCUCGUUAUCCUUCCCACAAAUGUAUCUGAUUAUGAAUUCUCACAGGCUACUUAAGAGACCACGAUGAUAUAUAACGUAUUGGCUCGAUUUUCAAGCUAGCAUAAACAAUCAUGACAGGAGGGGGACACCUUUUCGUCAUCCUUUGAGUAGAUUUGUCUCUAAUAAAUCGUAGUAUUUCUCGAGAUUGAUGUUAUACUCUCAUAAAUGCUGAUGGAAGAACUUCCUUAGUCAUCUCAAGGAAUCGAAGUUAUAGUUUAUCAGUGGCUAAUACUAAUUAAGGAACAAAGGAUUAUCUUGUAGGGGUUAACAAAUAUUACAGGUUUAGCAAACGGAUAAUCUGUGUUGAAAUAGACUAGGAACUACUCAUCUUCACUCGCAUUUCAAUUCCAUUUCCGCAUGAAAAAAAUACGAAAGUUUUGCGCGCGUUGAUAAUUGAGAGGCUUUCAAAG
Diachasmimorpha longicaudata is the source of this 6858-nucleotide messenger RNA. RefSeq lists its product as uncharacterized. Gene Ontology annotation, molecular function: 3',5'-cyclic-AMP phosphodiesterase activity. The transcript has 13 exons. The record is from RefSeq and is a predicted model, not a curated record. NCBI's taxonomy places the organism in Eukaryota, Metazoa, Arthropoda, Insecta, Hymenoptera, Braconidae. The coding region runs from base 1182 to 4931 and encodes 1249 amino acids.